CUGGAGGACUUUUGAUCCCUUGCUUUUGUCUUCCUAGGAAUGCUUCUUUUAGCGUACUACAAUACCGAAGAGGGUGCCUGGUCCUCCACGCUAGCAGGGAGCUACUGCAGCUAAAGGGUUCCAGAUCUGGACUGGAGCUCUAUCUUACAAUAGACGCGGACGCAGGGACCGUCCGGAUUUUUCCCUGGUAGCCGUGCUAUGGUUAGAAAAAGUUGCGAGCUCUUUGCUCGUGCUUCGGCUUUCCACGUUGAUGAUCUCGGGUUCAAAACUUUGUUUUCUCAAAAAAAGCUGCUAAGAAAGAAAAGCUGGAUAAUUAUUCAAGGUCUUUGCCCACCAACCCUCAUUGCAUUUUCCAGGUUUGGGAAAUAAUAGACCUAGAUUUUUAUUAUUAUUUGUUAUUUGUCAAUUAGAUUGCAAUUAGAAUAUAGGAUACUAGUAAAGUGUCACACAGUCCAAAUAUUUCUGCCACCGUAAGAUGCCUUCAGCACCGCAGCCUCCAGAUGUACAACAUGAAGCACCCAAAAAGAAAGAUUAUCGAAUUCCGGGACUCCGAGGUGCCCAAACAACUACUUUGUUCCGUGCUGUGAAUCCAGAACUUUUCAUUAAACCUAACAAAGCAGUUAUGGCUUUUGGCCUUGUGACAGUUACUCUUUGUGUAGCUUAUAUUGGGUACUUGCACGCACAACAAGAAAACAAAAAGGAUCUCUAUGAAGCUAUUGACAGUGAAGGAAACAGACUUAUGAAGCGCAAGACUUCAAAAUGGGACUAAAAAAAACCCUGAUUGUCAGUGUUGAUUUAAAUAUCAACAUGGAAGAAGACAUUUGAUUUUCUGUAUGGCGACUUUCAGAAUUUUGUCUGAAGCAUUAGCAUUUAUUAUUAUACAACAAAUGCUUUUAAAAAAAUAUUACAAUUUAACCAUCGUUAAAUUGAAAUGCUGUUAUCGAUUAAUAUUUUGAAUAAAGCACAUAAGAAAAUGGGUACAUAGAAUAUGUGCAACUUAUUUCUUAUCUAUACUGUGCCCUAGAUGCUUUAGAAUUCUUGCCAGAACUGCACUGUCUGAUUUUAAAGUUUAUUAUUAAGCAUCAGUGUUUUAGUAAGUCACUCAAAAAACAUUUCUAAAAUGUGUCUUUUGUACAGUCAUCCAUCUCUGCAAAUUUUUAAUAUAUCAAAUAUUAAAUAAGGGAAAACUGUGCCAUAGUCUCUUCCAAAGUAAUUUAUUUAUGAUUUAGUGUAUUGAAUGAUUGAUGGAUUGAUAUUUUUCACUCAAGGCAAUAAAACUAAUCUGAUAAAAUA
This is a messenger RNA of Pantherophis guttatus, 1293 nucleotides long. The record is from RefSeq and is a predicted model, not a curated record. Lineage: Eukaryota; Metazoa; Chordata; Lepidosauria; Squamata; Colubridae.